Aspergillus udagawae is the source of this 1365-nucleotide messenger RNA. RefSeq lists its product as uncharacterized. The record is from RefSeq and is a predicted model, not a curated record. Lineage: Eukaryota; Fungi; Ascomycota; Eurotiomycetes; Eurotiales; Aspergillaceae. Gene Ontology annotation, molecular function: ATP hydrolysis activity; ATP binding. Gene Ontology annotation, biological process: mitochondrial respiratory chain complex III assembly; protein insertion into mitochondrial inner membrane from matrix. The transcript is spliced from 2 exons. Gene Ontology annotation, cellular component: mitochondrial inner membrane. Bases 1 to 1365 code for a protein of 454 amino acids.
AUGGAAUUACCCGGAACCAAGCGAUGGUACGAGGAACGUGGCAUUCCCUAUCGACUAGGCAUUGCCCUGCACGGUCCGCCAGGUACUGGGAAAUCAAGGUUGUGUCAUGGCAUCGCCAGUAUGUUGUGCCUGGAUAUCUACACAAUCUCUCUAGGCUCCUCUGGCCUUGACGACAACGGCCUCUCCGCAUUGUUCCAAAAAAUUCCUGAGCGUUGCAUUGUUCUCGAGGAUAUCGAUGAGGCCGGUUUACCGAAACGUGGUGAUGAUAUCUCUUCUCAGCCAAGCCAGGAAGCGAUCGACGGGAAUGAGAAUGCUAAGACAUACAAUACCGAGUCAGCACAUGGAAAUAUCUCUCUCUCCGGCUGCUUGAAUAUUAUUGAUGGUGUGGCUCCGCAGGAUGGUCGUGUUCUAAUCAUGACUACCAAUAACAUUGGCGGUCUGGACUCUGCCCUCUUGCGUGCAGGACGAGUCGACAUGAAAGCGUUCAUAGGCCCUGUCCACGGUAUUAUGGCUCAAGAGCUGUUUUCCAUGUUCUAUUUGGCCCCCACGGAUGAAAAAUUCAUGGCGGUCCGACAAGCAACUGGCAGCAUCCAGCCGUUAUCUCUACCAGCCUCCGAUGAAUGGACGCUGGACAACCUUGUUCAUCUAGCAACUCAAUUCGCCGACAAUGUUCCUUCGGGAUGGUUCACGCCCGCUUCUUUGCAAGGCUACCUGCUACGAUACAAAGACGAUCCUGUUUCCGCAGCCCACAAUGUUAGAAAAUGGGUAGAUCAGACGAUCAGCUCCUUCACAAUCGGCCACGGACAGGAUUUGUCAAGUCUUCGUGUUUCUGGAUUACCCUACCAAUUUAGGCUUCACGGUGAGACCUUCUCCAUUAGAGUGAGCGCUGUUAUCUUUGAUGGAGCAAACAUAUCUUAUGAGCUCCGUGUUCUGCUUCUGCGGCGUGCUUCCCACGGUACUGAUCCCGGGCUCUGGGAUUUACCAGGUGGUACUGUCGAGCCAACGGACAGUACAGUCUAUGAUGCUCUGAAGCGUAAGAUCCAGGAGAAAUCUGGGCUUCGGCUUUUACGAAUCAACCGUGCACUCGGACUCAGGGCUCAGAUGCGAACCGAGCAAGCAAAAUGUGUUGCUUUUCCAUAUAUCGUUUGUGUCUCUGAGAUAGAGGUCUCCAGAUUCCCGGAUGAGCCACCUUUGGGAGGGAAAUGCGACGAAUCGGUACGGAUCAACGCGGAGAAACACCAGGAUUUUGCGUGGGCAACAGAAGACCAGGUGCGGAGGGAUGCAUAUCUGAUGCUCGGAGAUCAGAAGGCGACUAUCCUGGAGGCAUUUGCUGCCACUCCUAGAAGUUCUUUGUGGGAGUCAUAA